AUGAGGCCACCGAGCGGCGGCAGCGGCGUGCGCGCGGCGGCCGCGCGGUCGCCGGCCGCCUCGUUCCUGCUGGCCGCGGCGGCAGUGGCGUCGCUCGUCGGCGGGUUCUACUUCUGGUUGGUGGUCUCGUCGUUCCGGCUCCCCGACUCGGGCGCCGCCGGGUGCCGCCCCGACGGCGAGGGGUCGUGGGCGGUCGGGAUGUUCUACGGCAGCAGUCCCCUCGCGCUCCGUCCCAUCGAGCUGGAAGGGAGAAGCAACGGCAACAGCUCGGCGUGGCCGGUGGCAAACCCCGUGCUGACCUGCGCGACCGCCACGGAGGCGGGGUACCCGAGCAACUUCGUUGCCGACCCGUUCCUCUACGUCGAGGGGGAUACACUAUAUCUUUUCUUUGAAACAAAAACAACAACCUCAAUGCAAGGUGAUAUUGGAGUUGCAAGAAGCUUCGACCAAGGUGCAACGUGGGAAUUUCUGGGCAUUGCUCUAGAUGAGGCAUGGCAUCUGUCAUAUCCUUUUGUGUUCAAGUAUGAGAAUGAGAUUUAUAUGAUGCCAGAGGGAAACAAAAAGAAGGAGCUGCGCCUUUAUCGUGCUACAAAGUUUCCCCUUGAAUGGACAUUAGAGAAAGUUCUUGUCAAUAAGCCACUUAUUGAUGCCUCAUUAGUCCAAUUUGAGGGAUACUGGUGGCUAUUUGCUUCUGAUUUUACACGGUAUGGCGUUGAGAAGAACGCGGAGCUUGAGAUUUGGUACAGUAACUCACCUCUUGGUCCUUGGACUGAGCACAAGCAAAAUCCUAUCUACAAAUCGGACAAAAGUUUGGGAGCUCGAAAUGGCGGGAGGCUCUUCGUUUUUGAAGGGUCAUUAUAUCGCCCUGGUCAGGAUUGCAGUGGUACUUAUGGCCGGAGGGUUAAGUUGUACAAAGUUGAAAAGUUAAGCAAGGAAGAAUACAAAGAGGUCCCUGUAAAUCUUGGGAUUGAGGAGCCAAAGAAAGGGAGAAAUGCAUGGAAUGGCAUGAGGUACCAUCACAUGGAUGCACAACAACUUGCAUCUGGUGGAUGGAUUGCUGUAAUGGAUGGUGAUCGAGUCCCUUCAGGCGAUUCAACCAGACGUUCUCUCAUUGGUUACAUAGCUUUCCUGUUGGCCAGUGCCCUUAUCAUUUUUGUGGGUUUUAUGAAAGGUGCAAUCAGUUGCUACAUUUCUCCCAGUUUAUGGGUUCCUCUUACAAGGAGAACAGAAUUAUCCCGUAUCUUCUGUGUGCACCGCUUCAACCAGAAAGUCCGCAGAUAUUCUACCAGUAUUAGCAGAUAUAUCUCUGCUACUAAAACCAAGCUCAGUGAAAAGAGUUGGUCCAACAUGCUUUUCUUCUGUGUAGUUGCUCUAUUUGGUAUCUUGAAUGUCUGCAUUGCUGUGCAUUUCUUAUGUGGUGGCAAUGGUGCUGAAGAGGCAUACACAUAUCAAGGGCUACACUCUCAAUUCACCAUGGUCACAAUGACAUAUGAAGCUCGACUCUGGAAUUUGAAAGUAUUCAUUGAACACUACUCCAGAUGUGAAUCAGUUAGGGAGAUAGUUGUUGUCUGGAACAAAGGUAACGCUCCAAGUAGUGACGCAUUUGACUCUACUGUGCCUGUGAGGAUAAGAGUUGAGGAGAUCAAUUCUCUUAACAACAGAUUUAGGGUUGAUCCUCUGAUAAAGACCCGAGCUGUUUUUGAACUGGAUGAUGAUAUCAUGAUGACUUGCACUGACUUAGAGAAAGGAUUUAGGGUCUGGAGAGAACACCCUGAGCGGAUGGUGGGCUUUUACCCCCGGAUGAUAGAUGGCAACCCUAUGCAAUACAGGAACGAGAGAUAUGCUAGGGGUAAGAAUGGCUACAAUCUGAUACUCACAGGUGCUGCCUUCAUGGACAGUGAGUUUGCUUUCAAGACUUACUGGAGCGAGAAAGCUCGUGAAGGGAGGGACUAUGUGCACAAGAACUUCAACUGUGAGGACUUGCUCAUGAAUUUUCUGUAUGCGAAUGCAAGCUCCACAAGGACCGUGGAGUAUGUCCACCCCGCAUGGGCUAUUGAUACAUCCAAGCUUUCUUCUGUUGCUAUUAGCCGGAACACUCAGAAGCACUAUGAUAUCAGAACAAAUUGCUUGGCAAAGUUUUCCUCCAUAUAUGGUCCCCUCCCUCAGAAAUGGGAGUUUGGCAUGCGUGAAGAUCAUUGGGACAAAUAG
Miscanthus lutarioriparius is the source of this 2208-nucleotide messenger RNA. NCBI's taxonomy places the organism in Eukaryota, Viridiplantae, Streptophyta, Magnoliopsida, Poales, Poaceae. The record is from the annotation of a GenBank genome assembly.